Prorocentrum cordatum is the source of this 822-nucleotide messenger RNA. The record is from the annotation of a GenBank genome assembly. Lineage: Eukaryota; Dinophyceae; Prorocentrales; Prorocentraceae.
GCUUAAUGAAGAGGGGCUCACGUGGAAGCCAGAUUUGGAGCCAGGGGCCGUUUGGUUUGCGAAAGAAACGGAUUUAGACCAAGCCCAUGAUACCAUCUCUUUCGUCGAUGAUCUCACUGUGCUCUGUGCCAUCGACCAGGCGGCUGACACACGAGCUGCGCUCGUGAAGGCCACCGAACACUUGGCAGAAGUGACGUUCAACAGCGGAUUGCGGCUCAACCUGAGCAAGACCGCGGCACUUAUCAUUCCAGUGGGACCAGGCACCAAAAAAGCUCAGCAGGAGUUUGGGGGACCCCAGGGCCGAGAAGUGUACAUACCUUCCCUCGGUGCUUCUGUUCAAGUGAAGCGAACUGUCAAGGCCCUGGGUGCCAUGGUAAACGAUCGUCUCGGCAUGUCGGAUGAGAUAGCCUACAGGACAGCCUCGGUUGCCAGUGAGGUACUUACCAGGCUGCUGCGUCAGGCACCGCCAGCACUCAGAGUUGCCAUUGAGUUUCUCUUUCAAGAAAACAGCGGCUGGCUGGUGCAAGUGGCAGACGAUCUCCGAUGGAUGACUCCGCUUUGCCUCAAAGGGGAGCUGCGGCACCAGGCGUCCUUACUGUGCUGGCUCACGGAGGCCAGGACGGAGCCGCGCACUUUCCUUCGACGAGUGGCCAAGGCGGCCGCCAGAGCGCAGCACAACUUUGAAGAAGAUUUUCGAGCGACUCAGCUUGACAGGCACAUCCAGCUCAUCCAGAAUGAACGGCCCACUGCCAAUGAAGUGCCAGAGAGCAGUGUCGCCAUGUUUGUGUGUUACGAAUGUGGUUUCGCCACGGAGCAGAUCAG